Messenger RNA from Salvelinus namaycush (lake trout), 4035 nucleotides. It is a transcript of the gene elf2b, whose product is annotated as E74-like factor 2b (ets domain transcription factor). Gene Ontology annotation, cellular component: nucleus. The record is from RefSeq and is a predicted model, not a curated record. Gene Ontology annotation, molecular function: sequence-specific DNA binding; DNA-binding transcription factor activity, RNA polymerase II-specific. Lineage: Eukaryota; Metazoa; Chordata; Actinopteri; Salmoniformes; Salmonidae. The transcript has 11 exons. The coding region runs from base 525 to 2642 and encodes 705 amino acids. Gene Ontology annotation, biological process: cell differentiation; regulation of transcription by RNA polymerase II.
CGCAUGGAGAAGACGGACGAGAGGAGAGAGGGAUGGGGAGAGAGAGAUGGAAGGAAAGAGAGGUUACAGAGAAAUAGAGGCAAGGAAAAUGUUUCUGCAAUGCAGCAAGACUACAUUCUCUCUCUCUCUCUCUCCUCUUUGUAUCACUACUUGUUUAUUUAGCUGGUUGAAAGACAGUCAAACAAAGCUCCUACCUUUUUCUAGAUGUCACGGAUGAAUUAACAGCAGGAGGAAGUCACAAUGUUGUGGGAUUCCUGGGAAUGUUGGAUACUUGUAUGGAAUGUUGGAUACUUGUAUGGAAUGUUGGAAUCCUUCCAGUAUUGGAUCCAGUUUGGGGAUGCAGGGUUCAGACUGAGCAUGUGGAGCGGUCAUGAGACUCUGUGACUCCAUCUCAACCUGCUCUCUCUGUUCCAUGGGGUUCCUUGUGGUCUGAGCUGUGGCCUGGCUGCAGUACCGGAGGCCACCAGCGUGGGGCAGCAGAGCGAGGUGGGGCCAGGGGGCAGCAGUGAGUAGGCUGGGGCUGGAUGGAGCGUGGAGGGGCAUGCGUCAUGACCUCGGUGGUGCUCGUUGACAGUGGAGGGGCGGUGGUUGAGUAUGUCACUGCCGUGGAGGACCCUCAUCAGGAGGGAGAGUGUGAGGUGGAGGAGUGUGAGGAGGGAGACGGUGAGGUAGAGGUGGAGGGAGACAUGGUGGAAGAAGAGACAGACGGGGAGCUGGAUGAAGAGGAGGAGUACCCAGCAGUGAUCGUGGAGGAGGUCCCAGGCAGGGGGAUGGAGCAGUGGUUCUCUGCCCAGGUUCUGGUCUACGAUGACGGGACCUACCUGAUGCAGGACGUGGGGGAAGAACAGGAGGUGGAGACUGAGAUGGUGGAGACAGUGGAGGCGUCCGUCCAUUACCAACAGUCUGGCACCAGUAUCUACUGUUCUGAUAAGACCAUCGAGGCUGCCGAGGCUCUGCUGCACAUGGACUCUUUUACCAGCCUGAGAGGGGACCGCAGCCCAGAUGUGUUCAUCCCGGCAGGGUGUGUGACCACCCCAGACUUCAUCCACGCUGCGAUGCGUCCAGACGUGAUGACCGAGACUGUGGUGGAGGUGUCUACGGAAGACUGUAUGGAUGAGGACAUGGAGGUCACCCUCCUAGAGGAACCAGACGAAUCAGAGCCUGACCACCAACCUGUCAGGAAGAAGAAAGCAGGGAGGAAGCCAAAGACUCACCAGCCUGCUGUAUCCAACGGAUCCCCGGACCUCGGCAUCAAGAAGAAACCCAGAGAAGGAAAAGGCAGCACCACGUACCUGUGGGAGUUCCUGUUAGACUUACUCCAGGACAAGAACACGUGUCCCAGGUACAUCAAGUGGACUCAGAGGGAGAAGGGCAUCUUCAAGCUGGUGGACUCCAAGGCCGUGUCCAAGCUGUGGGGUAAACACAAGAACAAGCCUGACAUGAACUAUGAGACCAUGGGACGGGCUCUGAGGUACUACUACCAGCGUGGUAUACUGGCCAAGGUCGAAGGUCAGCGGCUGGUCUACCAGUUCAAGGAGAUGCCCAAGAACAUCGUUGUCAUCGAGGACGACAAGGCCGACACCAGAUCGGACGAUCUUAUUGGCUCAGAGAAGUCUUACCACGAGAGAGUCCUGCCCUCGUCGGAGACGAUACUGAAUGUGGCCGAGCUCGCCACGACGCCCACCAUCCUGAGGGGUGGGACUAGAACCGUGGUCCAUCCUCCGGUUGCUAAGGGCAACAAGGUGGUGAUGACAGGGGGCGGGGCGGCAGUGGGGGUUCCGAGGAUAGUGACCAUUUCCACGGCGCCAGACGGAACCCAGACGCAGCAUUCUCACACGGCCAUCAUCCCCACUUCCUCAGGACCCAGGACUGUACGGGUUGCCAUGCAAGUGCCUGUAGUCAUGACAACGUCACUGGGCCAGAAGAUCUCAACGGUCGCCGUGCAACAGGCGCCAGGGAUGUCGAGAGGCCGAACGACUUACCAAUUGGCCAACGCCUCUCCCAUCGGCACGGCAACGGGCAACGCGAACGCCCAACCGAAGGUUGUAAUCCAGACCAUCCCCACCAUGGUUCCAGCCACAGCGGAGAACGGAGACAAGAUCACGGUCCAACUGGCUAAGAUCAUCACCAUCCCAGCCCACCAGCUGGCCCAGUACCAGCAGCAGACCAAGCCUGGCCUGGGGGGCUCCCCGGGCAGCAUCUCUCUCCUGGGCGGGACAAACUCCUGGGGGGUACGAGCCCUGGCACCUCAUGUGACCAUGGCUACCAUGGCUGCAGGGACACAGGUGAUGAGGCUGGCUGUUCCCACAACGCUGCAUCAUCAUCAACAACAACAGACACAUCAUAUCGUCACGACGACGCAAGGUGGCGGGACCGGGACAGCAGUGGUCACCGUGACGACGACAGCCAAUCAGAGCUCUCCGGUGGCGGCAUCCCAUAUCAUCAGCGGUGUCAUCAAGAGAUCUGCCACGGCAAUGAGAGAACCGCCGCAGCAGCAAGCCAAGACGCUGACCGUUCAAACGGUGUCGCUACAGGCCCUCCCCGUCCAGACGGCGUUACCGGAAGCACCGGAGAUCAUCCCGGUAGCCGUCCAAUCAGAAGAGGUGCUGCCUGAGAUCAAAUCAGAAGAUCCGGAGUGUUGAGGUCACAAGUACGGACACACACCUCGUAGUUUGUACAGUUUUUGCCCAGAUAGGAGUUUGUUCUUCUUUUUCUACAUGACAGUCUGAGAGACUAUAAAGACCCACAACCACCUCUGAUUUACCCUGGGGUGGUCUACCUUCCAACCACAGCCUCAUCUCCAUGGAGACCCAGGGCGCAUCCCAAAUGGCCCCCUAUUCAGUACACUACUUCUGUAGGGAAUAGGGUGUCAUUUGAGUCGUAGAAUACCGUAGGACACCCAGCCAACAUAGGAACCCAGCAAUGACUUUUCAAAAGGGAAGAAUCUCCUUCAGAAAAAGGGACCAAGUCCAACUUAAAUCACUACGUUUUCUGUUUCUGACAGACGAGACACUAGCUAACUAAGCUACAAUGAAAAAUACAAACUUAACAGAAAAAAAACACUAAACAAAAGGCUAAUUAUAAAAACCAAAAAAUGUGAACUGGAAAGGAAAAGGAGUGAGAUGGAGGGGGUUUUGUAUAGAAAAGUUUGUGUACGACCAGCAUUUUAUUUGCCUGAUCACUGUGCAGAUUCCCGGUGCAGAAACAAACCACAGGAAAGACUGCGGGCUGUUCUAGGAUCAGCUCUUACAAGGGGAAAUAAAAAGCCAAAGGGACUUUAUAUGUAUAUAACUAUUAUACAGUUUAGGGGAAUUAAAAUCAAAACAGCCUUAGAAUGAUUGGUUUUUAUUUUUCAUUGCAUUGUUUAUAAGAUAAGCAGAUUUAGCUUUUUUUUGUGUUACGGUUUCUUGACCUUUUUGAUACCAUGUACCAAGCACAGUGUUUUAAAACAAUACAGCAACACCAUUGUUCUAUUGUAGUUUGAAGCCCAGGUCCGUGUACGUGGGUCGGUUGCAGCCCAGGUCCGUGUAUGUGGGUCGGUUGCAGCCCAGGUCCGUGUACGUGGGUCGGUUGCAGCCCAGGUCCGUGUACGUGGGUCGGUUGCAGCCCAGGUCCGUGUACGUGGGUCGGUUGCAGGGUUUGGGGUCAAAUCCAUUUCAAUUCAGGAAGUAGACUGAAAUUCUAAUUCUCUCAAUGAUAAAAAAAACGAAAUGGAACUGACUCCAACCCUGGUUGGUUCUAGACUUGACCACAUCUACUUCCCCAGGGUAACUGUCUCUAGGGUAACUGCCUGCAGCUUUUGAAAAGGAAAGCUCCUCAGCAUGAACCUCUCGUCGGCCAUCUUGGCUCUGCCCCCUACAUUUCCUGUAGCAGUUUGUUUUUCUUAGUUGUAAUGAAGAGGGAGAAAGCUGUUCGGACAGAACUAGUUUGUAUAUUCAACAUUUGAAGUAUAUUCUAUUUUGUUGUACUCUUGUUUCAAAGUGUAUUCAAGUAGAUUUUACUGAAAUAUUAAAAAAAAACAUUUUAAUUAAAUUA